AUGCCACGCCUUCCUACCUCGCUCCUCCGCGAAGCCUACACGAUAGAUCGUCUUCUUCCCGCCCUUCUCGGCCCUUGCCGCGACCUGCGCGCAGCCCGGAACGAGCUGCGAUGGCUCCGCGAACACGUCAAUACCAUCGCCGCAGCGCGACCCGCGCGAGGCGGAACGCUAGCUAAGGACGCCUUGCUGCGCGAUUUGGUCAGGCAGAGGGCUUCGGGGAAACCGCUGCAGUAUAUACUGGGCACAGAGUACUUUGGGGAGCUGGAAAUAAUGUGUCGGCCGGGCGUGCUGAUCCCGCGACAGGAUACAGCGGCUUCGAUUUCGCAUCUCGUGUGCUCAAUACGCAAUGCGCAGAGCCUUCCCUCUGAGCUCCGCGUGCUCGAUCUCUGUACAGGCACCGGGUGCAUACCUCUCCUCUUCCACCACGAAUUCUACUCCGCGCGCGACGACAUAGACUUGCGCAUCCUCGGUGUCGACGUCUCUGAUACAAGCCUCAACCUCGCCGCUCAUAACCUCAAGCGCAUGCGUAAGGACAAGUCUUGGGCGGAAAAGGGUGCUAUUGGGUUCAUGAAGGCCGACGUCCUCCUCAACCCUUUCGCCGACCAGAAAGGCGGGCGGCUCCCGCUCAAGAGAGCUUUCGAAACCAACAAGCAAUUACAGUCCUGGGAUAUACUGAUCUCUAACCCGCCAUAUAUCUCACCGUCCGCUUACUGGAAGACCACAACGCGUUCGGUUCGCGGCUUCGAGCCGAAGCUCGCACUGGUGCCUCCUCCGCACUCUACGACCGCCGACACAGAACGAGGCGACACCUUUUAUCAACCAUUGCUACAUAUAGCGCGCGAUGUCGAAGCAAAAAUCGUGCUGCUCGAGAUUGCCGAUCUAGAGCAAGCGCUGCGAGUCGCACGCAUGGCGCGCGAGCUUCGCAUCUUCGAUGGCAUAGAAAUAUGGAGAGACCAGCCAGAGCAAACUCCCGACACUACUCCCUCCUCCACACAAGGCGGGUUCAGCAUACUCGGCCAAGGAAACGCUCGCUCGGUACUCUGCUGGCGCGGCGCAGUGGCGUCAUGGCUGGGGAAGCCUACACCGGGAAUUUCGCUCGAUGACGACGCACAUCGUCUACUCAAGAGUCAUGGAAACUUUACGUCUUCAUUCCACACCAAUGGGUUGAGCAUUUAA
Molecule: messenger RNA, 1176 nt
Organism: Trematosphaeria pertusa
Lineage: Eukaryota; Fungi; Ascomycota; Dothideomycetes; Pleosporales; Trematosphaeriaceae
Product: S-adenosyl-L-methionine-dependent methyltransferase
Exons: 2
Coding region: 1-1176 (391 amino acids)
Biological process (GO): methylation
Cellular component (GO): mitochondrion
Molecular function (GO): methyltransferase activity; nucleic acid binding
Source: RefSeq, a predicted model, not a curated record